Molecule: messenger RNA, 966 nt
Organism: Salvia hispanica
Lineage: Eukaryota; Viridiplantae; Streptophyta; Magnoliopsida; Lamiales; Lamiaceae
Source: RefSeq, a predicted model, not a curated record
UUACAAAAUUAAUUAACAAAAUUUACGACUCUCGUUUCUCUCUCACUCUCCCUCUUCCAUGGAAGACGCGAUUCCAGCAACGGAACAGCCAGCAUCAGAAUCAACCGCGGAGCCGAACCACGUGCUAGUCCCGCCGGGGCUGACGCCGGAGGAGUUCGAGGAUCUCAAACCCGCGGUGGCGGAAUUCCACAAUUACAGGGUCAACGCCGGCCAGUGCUCCUCCAUACUCGCGCAGCGCGUCCACGCGCCGCCGCAGCACGUCUGGUCCAUCCUCCGCCACUUCGACAAGCCGCAGACCUACAAGCACUUCAUCAAGAGCUGCACCGUGGGCGACGGCUUCGUCGUCCGCGUCGGCGAGCUGCGCGACGUCAGCGUCGUAUCGGGGCUGCCGGCGGCCACCAGCACCGAGCGCCUCGACAUCCUCGACGACGAGCGGCGCGUCACCGGCUUCAGCAUCGUCGGCGGCGAUCACCGCCUCAGGAAUUACCGAUCCGUGACGUCCGUGCACGAGCUCCGCGGCGCGAUCUCCACCGUCGUGCUGGAGUCGUACGCGGUGGACGUGCCGGAGGGGAACACGGAGGAGGACACGCGACUCUUCGCCGACACCGUCGUGAAGCUCAAUCUGCAGAAGCUCGCCUCCGUCGCCGAAGCUAGGGCUACGAUCGAUUGAAUUUACAGGUAAAUCAAUUCCUAUCUACGGUCGAUUUGCACACAAUUCUGCAAUUCCACUUCUGGAAAUAAGAUUCCGAGAAAAAAUGAGGGGUUUCUUUAUUCUCAAUUUCAAUUGAACUCUUUGUAUUGUUGUUUGAGUGUUGUGUGAAUUUUGAUUUAUGGUGGAUAUUGAUCAAUAAUUGGGAAUAAUAUUGGGAAGAAUAUUUGUAAUUGUAAAUUAGAAUAUUGGCGAUUGUGGAGUAAUUGAGAUCUGAGAAUUUGACGUCAAUCAAUUUAUUCUUAUUCGAUUGGUAA